Mytilus trossulus (common blue mussel) is the source of this 2661-nucleotide messenger RNA. RefSeq lists its product as uncharacterized. Gene Ontology annotation, biological process: protein localization to ciliary inversin compartment. NCBI's taxonomy places the organism in Eukaryota, Metazoa, Mollusca, Bivalvia, Mytilida, Mytilidae. Bases 37 to 2661 code for a protein of 874 amino acids. The record is from RefSeq and is a predicted model, not a curated record. Gene Ontology annotation, molecular function: protein binding. The transcript has a single exon. Gene Ontology annotation, cellular component: ciliary inversin compartment.
GUGAAUUAUCAGAAAAAAGCUUGAUGAUACAACUGAAUGAUGGCAGAAGACAUAUAUAUACGUGACGACAGCUGUUUCAGUGAAGAAACUAAAUUACAUAAAGCUAUCAAAUACAUUCGACAGGAUUUGUUUCAAGAUUGGUUUGACUCUCAGAAUUGGGAAGAUGUUAAUUUAGGUAAUAGAUGGCACCAAACUCCACUUCAUUAUUGCGCAAUACACAACAUCAAAGGAGCACUAGCGAAUCUUUUGCAGGUCCCGGGAGUUGAUGUCAAAAAGCAAGAUUUAAAUGGUUACAAUGUUUUACACAGUUUUAUUUACAAUAUUGCUACUGUUAGCGAUUGGCAAGACACCAUCCAAGUCCUACUUAGUUUAGGAAUUGAUAUCAAUCAACAAACUAAGCAUGGAUAUACCAUACUUCACUUAGCCAGCAGACAAAGUACUUUAUCAUGUGUCCUACGGUUCAUUCUCGAGUCAUGCUCUGGGUUGAACGUAACCAUGGUAAACAAAGAUGGAGAAAAUUUUCUUCAUUCGUUUGUUCAAAGUAUAAACAAAACUAGCCCCAUAUCAGACGAAUUUAAAGAUAGGUUUUUAUUACUAAAAGACAUUGUUAGAGGGAAAAUGUCGUGCUGUGCUGAUGAGAAGUUAGAAACAUUGUUAAAACAGAGAGACAUAAAUGGUACAACCGUUUUCCUUCUGAUGAUAAACCAUUUCGAGAGAUAUAAAUACGUAAAUGCCAUAAAGAUUUUAAGAAAAAUGACGGCUGUUAGUGAAUGUUCAAUAAUACCGGAUAAUCUAGGAAACCACCCAAUACAUUAUGCUGUGGCCUGCAUGCGUAAAUCACCUGUCCAGUUGCUGAAAAUGCUCAUUAACACCGGAGCCGAUGUUAAUUCUAAAAACAUACAUCACCAAUCAACAGCCCAUUUAGUGAGAGUUGAUAGCAAAGACUAUGCCUUUGAAAAAAUCAAAUUGAUGGUAAAAUUAAUGAAAACCACAGGUUUUGAUUUCAACGCAACUGAUAAUUGGGGUUGUAAUCUUCUGAUGUAUAUAAGUGCAUUUUACGAUUCAAUUUGUACACUGUUUUUGAGAGAUAUAUCUAGAGCAUCGAUCAUCAUAAAUGCAGAAGACAAUAAUGGCUCGACAGCAUUGCACCAUGCUGCCUACCACGAUUCUGCUGCAUUUGUAGAAAUACUUAUUCAAAACGGCGCAACAAAAGAUAUUCAAGAUAAUGUAGGAGACAUUCCUAUAGAAACAGCAAAUAGGCAUUUGAGAAUAAGUUCUGGAAAAGCUCUUCUGAAAUUCACAGAAACGAAGGAACUAAACGACAAAUACCAAAAGUUUAUUGAAAAACUAAGGUUAUUGCAACUUUUCCAAAAAAAUGAAAACAUGAACCAAUUUGUUGAAGAACUUCUUGAUCACAAAUAUAGAAACAUAGGAGAAGAAGAGGAAGAUAUCAAUUCAACAGUUUGCUUUUUUGUAGAGCUACUAUGCAAACAAGUCUCAAAAUACGACUCUAGGUUUGAUAUUACAGUUUUUCAGUCUGGAAGUUCGGCAGAAAACACAAAAGUAAAUGCACCCGAUGAAUUUGACUUUGUCCUUUGUUUAGAUAAAUUCAGUGAAUUUUGUGACAUAGAAGAAGGAAAUGAAGGGAAGGAAAGGUUGCAAAAUAAUGUAUUGAAGCUUAAACUUAUUGAAGGUCAUCAAGAACUAUUGGAAUUUUUUGAUGAAAAUGGAAUUCUCAUAACACCGCCUUUAUUCAUGUACCUUCACAGAUAUUUGAAUCAAGCCUUACACGAUCCGAAGUUAUGGAAGUACGAUCAACUCCGUAAUCUAUGUUACGUUUUCGAAAAGCCAUUUCUUCAAAAAGAUAUGAAAACGACCGUUUUUAUGAUCAAUCUUCUAUGGUUUGGUUGCAAACAUAAACAGCUGAGGAUAAAGAUAGACCUGGUUCCUGCCGUCAGAAAGACUGCUUGGUGGCCAAUCGAUCCGAAUUCAUUACCAAUGAUGACUCCGCAGAUUCAAGACGCUGCCUGCCUCUUUCUUCUUGACACAACUUCCGUACUAUUCACAUCUGAAUAUAUCAAAACAUUUAUAGUGGAUAGCAUUGAUCGCAUAAAACCAAUGCAGACAAGUUUACGUGUUUCUACGGCACCAGCAGAAGUUUGCCUCAUGGAAACUGUACCACAACAAGUACGUAAUAGUUACGCGCUAGCAAAGCUCUUUGUUGAUAUCUGCAAACUGACCGACAUAAGCAGCUAUAUGUUAAAAAACUGUACAUUUCACGUAAUACAAGAACUUCAAUGGAACCCAAAUACACCAGAUAACAUUUCUAAACUACCUUCACUCAUGCAGCUUACAGUAAUGAUAUUUACAAAGCUUCUAUCCUACAAUAAAAUGUCUUUUUUGCCUAGAUUUUUCCUACCGGAAGUGAACAUAUUUCUACAAGAUCAGCAAGACCAACCCAUUAAACUUAAACACGGCGAUAUCAAGCUGCUUCUGAAAGCUUUAGGACAGGAUGUGACAUUAGAUGACGAUGAGAGUAUUGAUGAUGAUCUUACUGAUGACGAUGAGAAUGUUGAUGAUGAUCUUACUGAUGACGAUGAGAAUGUUGAUGAUGAUCUUAAUGAUGACGAAGAUAAUAGUGAUCAUACUGGUGGAAAUUGA